CUGGUUCAUGGUAAUGCAGUAAAAACAUCACCAAGACACAGUAUUAGACAGAAGAAAAAGCAGAAUCAAAAACGAAAGUACUGGAAGAGCUCAAUCCGUCCCUAAAUUGCUCAAUCGCUGUGUUAAUGGGUAAUCAGUCAUCAAAUAAAAGCUGCCUGCAGAUACGAGCGCUGUCGCUGUGGUUUAGUUACUCAAAGGUAUAAAUCAAGUGCCAUGAAUGUCAAACCUCUGCUGGGGAUCCUGCUCUUGAUCUCCGUCCAGGAGGUGUCAAACCAGCAGGAGUAUGAUGAUGACGACGAAGAAUAUGAGGAUCUGCCGCCUCUGCGCUGCUCAACCACAGAAAGAAUCAAAGGUGGACGAGUCACGUACUCACAGGAGGGACUAGAGGGCAGUGUGCUCACCUACCACUGCGGCCCAGGAAAGUACCCGUUCCCAGUCAGCUACAGGGUCUGUGGAGCGGAUGGGGACUGGUCGCCCAUGAGAUCAUCCAGCGGUAGACGGCUGUCAGGGGCCACGUGCAAAGAUGUGUUGUGUCCGGCUCAGCUCCAGCUGGACAACGGCGACUUCUGGCCCAUGGACCAGUGGUUUGGGGUCGGGGUGACGCAGAGCUUCUCCUGCCGCCAUGGGUUCACCCUGUACGGGUCAGCUGCAAGGAACUGCACCCCGUCUGGGGACUGGACCGGAACCACUCCUGUCUGUGACAACCAUGCUGGUGAGUGCAGUGACCCAGGGAUCCCACCUGGAGCCCACCGGUCGGGUCGGUUCUACACCGGAGAGAAGGUGAUCUACAGAUGUCAGAGCGGCCUCGAUCUGCUUGGGUCGUCUGAGAGGGUCUGUUUGAAGAACAGGGAGUGGAGCGGCUCGAUGCCACGCUGCCAAGGCCCAAAUAUGUUUGACUCCCCCGACGCUGUGGCCAAAGCCAUGGCAGGGUCGCUUGGAGGACUCAUGGAUGUAUUCUCAGCAGACUCUCAAAAGAAAACCGCAGGCGAAUCAACCUUCGCUCGAAGCAUCCACGUGGACAAGGACAGUCGCGUGAAUAUCUACAUCUUACUGGACACAUCAGGAAGCAUCAAAGAGGACGACUUCAAGCAGUCGGUACAAGCCACCAUCGCUCUCAUCGAAAAGUUGGACAGCUAUGAAGUCAAGCUGAAGUUCCACGUGCUGUCAUUUGCCAGUAAAGUUAUAGACAUUGUAAACAUCACAGACGAGGUUAUAAGCACCAGUGCAAACAACGUCAUCGGAUCUCUGCUGGAGUUUGACCACAAAAGUCACAAGAGACAAACGGGCACCAACCUCUACGCAGCGCUGUACCGCGUCUACGAGAUGAUUAACCUCUUUAAACAACACAGCAAGAAGAACCAUUUCAGUCAGACCCAGAAUGUUAUAAUCAUAGAAACCGAUGGUUACUCCAACACAGGCAACAAACCUCAGGCGGCCCUGACCCGGAUCCGGCAUCUACUGGGCUACAACACCUCCUCCCACGAUCACUCAGAUGAGGCGCUGCUAGAUGUUUACGUGUUUGGUGUCGGAGAUCAAGUGAACAAGGCUGAGUUAAACUCCUUAGCCUCUAACAAACGCGGUGAGGCUCAUCUAUUCGUCAUCAAGAGCUUCCCGACUCUGGGGCAUGUCUUUAACAGCAUUAUUAGUGACAAGAGUGUGACGAUGUGUGGAAUAGCUCAAGAAGCAACAAAAAAGCUCCCAGUCUUCACUGAGCCCUGGCAUGUCACUCUGAGAAAAGCCAAUUUAAAGGACCCUCUGUGUUCAGGCUCCAUUGUGAGCGAGCACUGGGUGCUGACAGCCGCUCACUGCUUUGGCAGAGUGGCCACUAAGAAUGUCUCCUUUCAAGUGGACGUAAUAACUGGCGACGUCACAGUGCCGUCCAGCAGAGUGAUCAUGCACCCCAACUACAACGUCGAUGCCCUUAAACACAGACACGUGCCUGAGUUCUAUGACUACGAUGUUGCCCUGGUGUGGCUCAACAAGAGCAUCCCUCUCUCCUGGAAGGCCAGACCCAUAUGUUUGCCGUGUACCAUACCGGCCGACCGAGCCUUGAAAAAAGUCAAUUCUACCUGUCAGGAGCACAGAAAGGCGCUCAUACCACACACAGAGACGUCUGUCUUUUUUAUGAAUAAGAUCAAGGAACGCAAACAAACACACAUUCACACCGAGAGUGAGAGGCCUGCUUGUGUGGAGAAGGCCAGGCAAACACUAAAUGGGUCGGAUGUGCCUCUGGAUGAAUAUGUCCCCGACAGGUUCCUCUGCUCUGCAGGCAGCAAAAGUUACCGGGAUGCUAUAAGCUGCAAAGGUGACUCCGGUGGAUCACUGUUUUUGCAAAACAGGAACCGCUACUUUCAGGUGGGAGUACUCAGCUGGGGCACCACAGACGUCUGUAAGGCAAUGAGCUCAAAGGGUUACAGCAGUGACCGACCUCCUCCGGACGCGCGAGACUUUCACAUCGACCUCUUUAAGAUACUGCCUUGGCUCAAGCAACAUCUGGGUGAGGACAUCAAGUUCCUGCCCGACAUUAAAUAAGAUCUACAGAUUCCAGGGCUCUGUUUAAAGCCAUGGUGGGCGUCCAAUAAUGCUUAUACAAAUAUCACUUGUGGCACAAAGCUUUGAGUUUGAAACUGAGCAAUAAAAAAAAAACUUUCUAGGUAUUUUUUAUUCAGUGUUGUUCUUUCUAACUCAAACACAUACAUACAUGUAAACAAUAUGUUAAUGUAGCCGCACAUACAUUGAUAUGUUGCUCUGUUUAUUCUAACAGUUAAACGGACGUCCCUGAUUCUGUGCUGCAUGUCUAAGCAACAUUAAUGGUCUCACUUUGCAGUUAGUGGCCUUUGGAUUUCAGUGAAGUGCCUAAAUGCAAUCUGAAUAAACUACACACAUCAGUG
This is a messenger RNA of Betta splendens (Siamese fighting fish), 2891 nucleotides long. Its product is annotated as complement C2. NCBI's taxonomy places the organism in Eukaryota, Metazoa, Chordata, Actinopteri, Anabantiformes, Osphronemidae. The record is from RefSeq and is a predicted model, not a curated record. The transcript is spliced from 19 exons. Gene Ontology annotation, cellular component: extracellular region. Bases 214 to 2532 code for a protein of 772 amino acids. Gene Ontology annotation, biological process: proteolysis; complement activation. Gene Ontology annotation, molecular function: serine-type endopeptidase activity.